Messenger RNA from Uranotaenia lowii, 975 nucleotides. RefSeq names its product NF-kappa-B essential modulator-like. Gene Ontology annotation, biological process: regulation of canonical NF-kappaB signal transduction. The transcript is spliced from 3 exons. Bases 83 to 778 code for a protein of 231 amino acids. The record is from RefSeq and is a predicted model, not a curated record. Gene Ontology annotation, molecular function: K63-linked polyubiquitin modification-dependent protein binding. Gene Ontology annotation, cellular component: nucleus; cytoplasm. NCBI's taxonomy places the organism in Eukaryota, Metazoa, Arthropoda, Insecta, Diptera, Culicidae.
UCAGAAGUUAACCUUGGUCCGGCUAGAGAGGGUGCUCAGUGUUUUGGUUCUGAUUUUUUUGGGGUCAGGAAAAGGUGAAAAAAUGGUGACUACCAGUGACAAUGUUUACGAAGAACGUAUCAAACAUCUUGAAGCAGAAAAGGCAUCGUUGAUGGAAAAGAAUACACAAUUGGAGAAAAUGAAAAUAUCCUACGCAGUUAGUGUCGAAAUCAUGAAAACAAGCAUAGAAUCCCUUCAAGAGGUGCUAGUAACGUGUCGUGCAGACAUGUUGCUUCAACAGAGCCAAACAUCCGUGGAAAGUCACCUCCCGGAAUCACCCGUUCCGGAUGACGUUAUUGGCUCACCUGGUUACCAGGCGAAACUGUAUCGGUCUAAUUCCACCUUCGCAAAUUUAAAAACAGAAAUUGACACCCUAAAAGCUCAGCUCGAGAUCUACAAGAACGAUUUUGCCGAAGAACGGAUGGCUCGUUUGGCCGUUCAGGUGGAAAAAGCUCAACUGGAAGCCGAACUGCAGCAGCUCCAGCAACAAAACCGGCAGCUGAUCGUUGAGGCGCUUAAUGGUCAUGCAGCAGACCCGGUUAGUUCACAGGUCGGCACUAAUAAUAAUCAUCGGUCGUCGGCGUCACCAGGAAGUGUGGACCAUCAGGCCGGCGCUGAGUCACGGCGGGUUAGAAUGGACUCUAGAUCGGGCGAAACGUCCCACUGUAUGCACUGCAAUGCCGAUUUCGGGGAUAUACAUUCACUCGAAACGCACAUCGAAGAAUGUCCGGCGUAUUGAGCGCGGCGGCAUCAAUGGUCAAAGUUGAAUGUCAAACACGAAUUCCGGUUGCAGCUUUUUUUCGAGUCAUGUUUGAUUGCAUGAGCUUCUUCAAAAAAAAAAAAAAAAUCGGGUUAAUUCUAAAAGAGCUAAUGAAUGGUAAAUAGUUUUAGUAAUGGUAAAAGCAUUAAAAGUCGUAAUAAUAUCCGGUAUGUUUU